GACGCUCGAGCAGAGAGGUCGGGAAGAGGCGGCUGAGGCUGUGGCGCGGUGGGUGAUAAGAUGACCACCUUGGUGCUGGAUAAUGGAGCCUACAACGCCAAGAUCGGCUACAGCCAUGAAAACGUCUCGGUUAUUCCUAACUGUCAGUUCAGGUCAAAAACAGCACGUCUGAAAACUUUUACUGCUAACCAGAUAGAUGAAAUUAAAGAUCCUUCUGGACUCUUUUACAUCCUUCCUUUUCAAAAGGGCUACUUGGUUAAUUGGGAUGUUCAAAGACAAGUUUGGGAUUACCUUUUUGGAAAAGAAAUGUAUCAGGUAGAUUUUUUAGAUACUAACAUUAUUAUCACAGAACCAUAUUUUAACUUCACUUCAAUUCAGGAAUCAAUGAAUGAAAUUCUAUUUGAAGAGUACCAAUUCCAGGCAGUAUUAAGAGUAAACGCUGGGGCUCUCAGUGCACAUAGGUAUUUCCGAGACAAUCCUUCUGAAUUAUGCUGUAUCAUUGUCGAUAGUGGAUAUUCCUUUACACAUAUAGUUCCAUAUUGUAGAAGUAAAAAGAAAAAAGAAGCAAUUAUUCGGAUAAAUGUGGGAGGAAAACUCCUAACCAAUCAUCUAAAGGAGAUCAUAUCUUACAGGCAACUACAUGUAAUGGAUGAAACACACGUGAUUAAUCAAGUGAAAGAAGAUGUGUGCUACGUAUCUCAGGAUUUUUACAGAGAUAUGGAUAUUGCAAAAUUGAAAGGAGAAGAAAAUACAGUAAUGAUAGACUAUGUUUUGCCUGACUUCAGUACAAUUAAAAAGGGCUUUUGUAAGCCAAGGGAAGAGAUGGUAUUGAGUGGAAAAUAUAAAUCUGGAGAACAGAUCCUUCGUCUGGCCAAUGAAAGAUUUGCUGUUCCAGAAAUACUCUUUAAUCCUUCUGAUAUAGGAAUUCAAGAAAUGGGAAUUCCAGAAGCUAUUGUCUACUCAAUUCAGAACUUACCUGAAGAAAUGCAGCCGCAUUUUUUUAGGAACAUUGUUUUGACAGGAGGAAAUUCCCUUUUCCCAGGCUUUAGAGAUCGAGUUUACUCAGAAGUUCGAUGUCUUACUCCAACAGAUUAUGAUGUUUCUGUUGUCUUGCCUGAAAACCCUAUUACAUAUGCCUGGGAAGGUGGAAAACUGAUAUCAGAGAAUGACGAUUUCGAAGAUAUGGUGGUUACAAGAGAAGAUUAUGAAGAAAAUGGACAUAGUGUCUGUGAAGAGAAAUUUGAUAUUUAAGAAACAUUUCUGAACGAAAGUCUUGACUAGUUGUGACUGGAAGGUUUAAUUUCAGUGUUCUUUUUAAAGGAGGUUAAGGACCUGUGUGUGUUACCUUUCAUCCUAAGAUAAAGUCUUGAUCUUAUGUAAAUACUUUGAUCUAUGGCUAAUUUUCUAAGGCUUUCCAGCUAGGUUAGUGCAGUAAACUGUAACUAAGCCUAGAUUUUCCUUUAGGGGCUAGACCACCAUACAAUGCUUAUGCUGUUCCUGAGAGUAGAUUUAUUUUUCAUUAGAAGAAGAGUGACUGCAUUUUAAAUUUAGUUCUUUAUAGCUAAUGGUACAAACUUCACUGAUUCACUGGUCAGUUUUCCUUAAAAGGUAGUUCUGUGUGACUUUGACUAGGAAUUGGCCAAACUGUUUUUCAGGCUGUUAUGAUUUCUCUCUUUGUAUGUUUAGAACUAAGUAUUUUAUUUAAAGAUUAUCAUUCUUAUUUAUACAUAUUAAAAUGGGAAAGACUAAUCUUAUGCAGGUGUGUGUAUGUGUGUGUGUGUGUGUAUGUGUUUUGUUUUUUUACUUAGUACAUUUGACAGAGUGAAGACUUUUCAAGCAAAUUUACUGAAGUCUUUUUGGUCAGUACUAUGUUAGCAGAAAUAUAUUCUUUCACUAAAAAAAGUA
This is a messenger RNA of Tupaia belangeri chinensis (Chinese tree shrew), 1905 nucleotides long. It is a transcript of the gene ACTR6, whose product is annotated as actin related protein 6. Bases 61 to 1251 code for a protein of 396 amino acids. The record is from RefSeq and is a predicted model, not a curated record. The transcript is spliced from 11 exons. Lineage: Eukaryota; Metazoa; Chordata; Mammalia; Scandentia; Tupaiidae.